This is a messenger RNA of Brachypodium distachyon (stiff brome), 1389 nucleotides long. RefSeq names its product transcription factor MYB30. The transcript is spliced from 3 exons. The record is from RefSeq and is a predicted model, not a curated record. The coding region runs from base 260 to 1102 and encodes 280 amino acids. Gene Ontology annotation, biological process: response to auxin. NCBI's taxonomy places the organism in Eukaryota, Viridiplantae, Streptophyta, Magnoliopsida, Poales, Poaceae.
GGGAAAGCUAGCUAGCAGCACGCCGGAGUGGGGUUGGUGUCUUAGAAUAAAAGGAGGCCACUAGCAGCAGGGAGAGGCCGAGAGGGCUUUAGUUCAGAGGUCACUGUGCAGUUGCCAUGGCCGUGCAGCUAUGCAUGGUCGUAGCCUGCUAAGUACGUAGAUAUAAGUAUACCCUACCCAUAAGUACACGUAUAUAUCGAUAUAUACUGUUCAACUAGCUGUAAAUCCAUAGUUGGCUAUAUUAGCCGGGUGGAGAUCGAUGGGGAGGCCGCCUUGCUGCGACAAUGGCGGUGCCGGGGUCAAGAAGGGGCCAUGGACGCCAGAGGAGGACAUCGUCCUCGUCUCCUACAUCCAGCAGCAUGGCCCGGGGAACUGGCGCUCGGUGCCAGAGCACACCGGGUUGAUGAGAUGCAGCAAGAGCUGCAGGCUACGGUGGACCAACUACCUCAGGCCAGGGAUCAAGCGAGGGAACUUCACCCCUCAUGAGGAAGGGAUCAUCAUCCACCUCCAGGCAUUGCUCGGCAACAAGUGGGCAGCAAUAGCCUCCUACCUGCCCCAAAGAACAGACAACGACAUCAAGAACUACUGGAACACGCACCUCAAAAAGAAGGUGAAGAGGCUGCAACAGCAGACGACACAUCCUGCAGAUCACUCCUUCCAGCAGCAGACUACCACUGCCCCCAAUGCAGCUUCAGCAACCACCAGCUCAAACUACUACAACCCCAUCAGCAGCAGCAACCUUGAAGCCACCACACAAGCCAUGGCCUAUCGCGACACGACACCAGGCAGCGAGGUCACCACCAUAGGCACUGUCUCCAAGCUCUUCCAGACAUGGAUGGCAAAGGCACCACCGCCUGCAGUAGCACAGGACUACAAGGCUAUGGUAACCAUGCAGGAGUUUCAGCAAGAUCAAGAGGCCCGUCCUGCAGGUUUCGUGAUCACUGGUGACAUAACCAGCCAUGGGGAGGCAGAUCAAUCAGCAGCCGCCACCUUCUCGCUGCUCGAGAAUUGGCUGCUCGACGACAUGGCACCUGGACAAGCCGCCAUGGACGGGCUCAUGGACAUGUCUGCUAGUUGCUGUGCAGGCCCCAUCAUGUUCUGAUCAUUCUCUUAAUCUUAGAUUUGUUUAGCUACUGGUUGUCAAUGACCAUGUGUUUCCGGUUCCAAACCGUUGUGUUUCCUUUGGGGGAAAUAUCAUGGAAAUAAUCCCCAGUUUAUUUGGAGUAACUUAUGUCAGUCAUUAGGGGUAUAAUAAAAGGGUUUAAUAUCAAGGUAUUAUUUUCCCAAAAAUAAUAUAUUUAGAUAUUAUUUAAGCUAUAACUUGGUUAGCUAAUAUAUUGUUGUCAAGACUUUUUCCUGUGGAGUUUAUAUAUUCCUGUUUGAUGUGUA